This is a messenger RNA of Miscanthus lutarioriparius, 186 nucleotides long. NCBI's taxonomy places the organism in Eukaryota, Viridiplantae, Streptophyta, Magnoliopsida, Poales, Poaceae. The record is from the annotation of a GenBank genome assembly.
AUGGCGCCGACCAAGGGCGAGGGGCCGGCGAUCGGCAUCGACCUGUGCACGACGUACUCGUGCGUCGGCGUGUGGCAGCACGACCGCGUCGAGAUCAUCGCCAACGACCAGGGAACCGCACCACGCCGUCCUACGUCGCCUUCACCGACUCCGAGCGCCUCUACAUAUGAUUGGACUAGGUGGUAA